AUGAGUGGUACCAAGCCCAACAAGUACACGGUACGUUCAGCACGACCGUCGCGAUGCGACCAGUUGCGGCAAAACUUGUCAUCUUCUUGGUCUUCCUCUUCCAGUCCCUCUUCCGAAUCCUCCGACGCUGGACGGCUGAGUCGGUCUGAAGCCGAUCUCCGUAAAUUGCUGCGUUUAGAUCCGACGCGACGCCAGCAACCGGGCCGCAACGACACGGGUAAAUGCGUCAUCAGCGCCGACCAGGCGGUGCAUUACUGUGGCUUCACAGAAGAAGGUAGGUCAACACGAAUGCCAUAAUACUAUGAUGUUGUGAAGUGGACAGACAUCGCGCCCUAUCAUCUUCCACUCUAACCCCUGACAUAUCUGUCGUGCUAAUGCUUCGCUAAUCUUAUUUCUUGCCGUGUUUGGUGUGCUUCUUUUCGGUGCCGCAGUUAUCGACCAAUUACAGUAACCGCCCCCAUUAUUCCCCCGACCAAACAAGGCCAAUGUCACGUCAGUCAGAAGAGCGGCAGAGAGAUCUGUUUCCCAUCGUACGAACAACUCGACACCACUUGUACUGAUCCUGCACCAGCUGAACAACAAAGUCCUGGUCCCGUUCCUCCGCCGGUCAUCAAACACGCGACGUGAGUUACAUACACAAUAGAAAGAUAACUCUCAGUAGGUAAAAGUACUAGUAUAAUACAUUUUCAGUGUCCGUGCCAUGGCGUUCGUAGCUCCCGACGACCUCCAACGUCUGAUCAAACAAUAUUACCGCCAGAAUCAGCAGCCUAUCCCCAAAGACUUAAACUACGACCUGAAGCCAUACCUGUUUGCCCGCUACCGUUGUGACUACGGAUACGAACUCAUCGAUGAAGUCGACACGGUUUUCUGUAGCGGAAGACAAUGGAUACAAUCGCUCCCGGAAUGCCGUGGUAAAGGACCUUGUGCUGUAGACAACGGAGGCUGUAGCCAUUCUUGUAUCUCGCCAGACAAUACUACGGUAGAGUGUAGAUGUCCUAAGGGAUUGGUGCUGGAUGUAGAUGACAAGACUUGUAUCAGUAAGUGACGCAGCUUGAUCUAAUAACUUAUACAUAUUAUCACGAUCUUGUAUCCCAUAUUAUUCAUAAACCCAUUUAACUAUAGGCAAUUGGUAAUAAGUAUUAUUCCAGAGCCGGCUCCCAAGAACGAAUGUAAGAACCUGCAAGGCUGUGUCUGUGAAUCCAUCAACGAUCUCCAAUUGUCAUGUACUUGCAGACCCUCAGGCAACAAGUGUUUAUGUAAGUAGCCACAAGAGUACAACUUCUUUUUAGUACAAAAAGGACCGCCAAAGAUAUUCCUCCACCCACCACCACCAUACCAAAACGAGCCUGGAAGCAGUGUCAACAUCACUUGUUCAGGUGUUGGUUACCCAUUCCCUGACACUAUAUGGACAAGGUAGGCUCCAUUUUAAGUUUACAAAGUACAAAACUAAAUAUAACAACGCCUUAGAAACCCUAAAACAAACAAAUUGUUGCCAAACUACCUAAAGUAAUAUUUUAGUAACGACGAUCAGCCUUUUGGUCAACAGAAAGACCCCAACGCUGCCUACAAUGCUCAAAUGUCGGUAACCGACGUUGUGAAGAACGGACAAUUUACUUGUACAUCAACCAACAAACACGGCCAAGCGGAGAAAGUGGCCGAUAUUGUAGUAGCCGGUCCAGACGCCACACAUCUGGAGAAAGUGGAUUCAGACAGAACCAGCGUAGAAGUGCAUUGGAUCCCUCCAGAUCACGUCAACCGCCCCAUCACUCACUACACCAUCUACUACACCAACAACCCCCAACAGCCGGUCAAGAACUGGAAGUCGGUGGAUGUGAACGAGCCCAACCGGAACGUUGUCAUUGAAGACCUCAGGUCUGACACCGAAUACACCUUCAGGGUCAGAGCAAACGACAAUCUUGGUCCAGGAAAGCUGUCCAACGCCGUAUCUGCCAAAACACAAGAAGCCGGUAAGUGGAAGCUCACGAAACCAAGGUUUCUCGAAGAAAAAAAAUAUUUUCGAAAUAUUUCGAAAUAGGGCAGUCUGUGGGGAAACAUUAUACGGUGAAAGGUAUCCAAACAAAAUUUUGUUUUUUUGAGAAAAACUACUAUUUUUUUGAUAAACAAAAAUUAUCGAUUGAAAAAAAUAUUGUGGGGUGUAAAAAUUGCUACAUGUUUAUAUAUGUUGUUGAACGGCACAAAAUAAGCAUAAAACUUCUUUUUCUGAAAACAUAAGUUUUUAGGUAACAAUAUUAUGUUACAGAAUUACACUUGAAAUUAAAAAUUAAACACUUUUUAGCCAAAAGACCUGCUGUUGAGAUCGUGGAAGGUGAAGAACUUCGAAUUGCUCCAAACGAACCCUUCACUCUGAAUUGUAACGUUAUCAGAGGAGACCCAACACCUGUUAUCGUGUGGGAAUCCAAAGGUCGAAGCAUCUCCAACCCUCAAGAAGGCCGAUCCAUUGCUCUUCAGCACAAAGGCCUUCUGGAAGAGACCAGUUUCCUUUGUGUAGCCGAAAACGAAGCCGGCAAGACUUCAAAACGAAUCCACGUCGUUGUCACGGGACCAACGGCACCAGAAAGGAUAAGAACGAACGUUGAUGGAGAUGACAUUGGGCUACAAUGGGAACCGCCGAGAAUCACGAACGGACCCAUGGAAGACUACGAGAUCCUCUACACAGAUGAUCCCUCGCUUCCAGAAGACCAAUGGCAGACGACGAACAGUGACGGAAAGACUUCGGCCUUGAUUCCUGACCUCAAGGAACUGACCGAUUACACCUUCAGAGUCAAGGGAAAGAACGCUAAUGGAGUGGGACUCCCUAGCAAGGACUACAAUGUUACUACAUGGCUCAAGCGUAGGUCUCUUUUAGUUUUUUAAUAUAAUAUCUUGCAACAAAUAAUGUUGAGGAUGUUGUUUGUAAGAAUAUAAUAUUAUUGCAGCAAGACCACCUCAAAUCACAUUGAAACCUGAGGGUGACGUUGAAGUGAAGCCAAGCGCUGAUGAAUUGGUAAUUGAAUGUGAAGCCACUGGAGUACCAAAGCCGAAGAUUGCUUGGUUUUGGGACGAUCAGUUGGUAUCUGAUGGAGAAGUAAGUUUUGUUAAACUUCAACAUUUCAAACCUUAACAUCCGUAUAAUACACAAAUUUAUGAUGUUAAUGUUUUAAGAAUGACUUCCGUGUGUACGAUGUAAGUAAGAUGGACGCUCUCAACGUCACCAACAGCAAGCUGAUUGCCCGAUCUACGACUAAAACUGGCAAAGCUCGUUGUGAAGCAGUGAACAAAGAAGGAAGUGACGAGAAAGAGAUCAAUGUCAAGGUUCUAGGGCCCGGAACACCACCAAAAGACAUCCACCCUCAGCCAGAAGAGAACGGCAUCAAGGUCGAAUGGACAGAGCCUGACGUUCCUAACGGAAAUAUAAAAGAAUAUGUUGUCCACUACAGUAAGGACCCCGACAGUCCAUUGGAUGAGUGGCAACAAGUUGUAGUACCAGCUGACAAGACUGUAGCUGUUAUUGAAGAUCGAGAAGAAGACACGCCGUACGUCGUCAGAAUCCAGGCCAAGACCGACGAUGGUCCUGGAAUCAUCUCUGAGCCUUAUGAAGUUACUACUGGCAAGAAACGUAAGUAGCUUGAAGAUAAAGCCGUUCAUUUAAAAUAUAUGUGCUUUUUCAUAUCAUAUUGUAUUGUGUAACACCUUUUUUUAACUUUGAUAUGUUUAGACAUUCCUUUGACUACGAAACUCGAGAUUCUGGAUCCAGCCUAUACUCCAGGAGAAGAUCUUGUUGUAGAACCAGGCCAGAAGAUCAAGUUCAGGUGUAUCACCGAAGGCCGUCCGACGCCAUCGUUGUCCUACAACUGGCUACCGUUGGACAGCACUGAAAGUGGAGAAGAACCUAUUCACAUCAGAACAAACCCCGCUCCAGAUGCCGAACACACUUACCAAUCUGACGAAACUGAGACUCAGACAUUCACGAAGCGACGUCUCGUAUGUCAAGGUAGGAAUCCAGAUGGAGUCAAAGACGACAGCGUGACCUUCGAUGUCAAGAAGCCGGGUAGUCCACCAGUCACUAUCGACCCUGAUGUUGAUGUAGACAACAAGGUGACCAUCAAAUGGAAGCCUCCUGUCCAUCCGAACGGUGACAUCACUGGCUACAAGGUCUACCUCUCCGCCGAUCCCUCGAAGCCACUCGACCAAUGGCAGACUUUCGACGUCCCGGCUAGUGAAGAUCCUCAGAUUCAGUUCGGUCGAGGAGAACUGGAGCCUGAUACUCCUUACCACGUUCAAGUGUCUGCCGUCAACCCCGAUGGUGAAGGUGUCAAGUCUGAUCCUGUACCAUUCCAAACCCAGAGUGGUGCUCCGAUCGAUGCUCCUACUGAUGUCUUGGCUUCCGUAGCUCCGGACAACUCCGUCAACAUUUCCUGGACUGGACCUUCUCAACCGAAUGGUCCUAUUCAGUCCUACACGGUGUACCUGACUCCAGCUGACCCCUCGACGAACGAUGACAACUACAAGAGUUGGCCAAAGAUCAGUGUGCCUUCUACUGAAGACAUUGGAAACAUUACCUUGGACAAAGACGAAUACCAGAUCCUGCCAAACAAGGAGUACCGUGUCAGAGUUACGGCUACAAACGACCAGUCGGAAGGCCCAGCCAGCGAGACCAUCUCUUUCAACACUGGCACUGGAGAGAUCGUACCGACUAUCAAGUUGAGUCCAUCUGACAAUCCAACCAAAGUCGAUCCUCUGGGCGAUCUUACUGUAACUUGUACGGCCGAUGGCAUUCCAGACCCUACAGUAUACUGGGUGAUUGAUGGAGAAAAGACCAACAGUAACGUGCUCCAAUUGACUGGUCUUGUGAAAGACAAAGUAGUUGAAUGUAAAGCUGUCAACAAUGCAGGUGAAGCUACCGAACCUCUGAGAAUCGAAGUUCAAGGCCCUGGUACUCCACCAGUUAUCUCGAGCAUCCAAGCACUCCCAGAUCAGGAGAUUCAGGUCGAGUGGAAUGCUCCAGAUGAACCUAAUGGACAGAUUACCAACUACAUCGUCAAGUACGGCGAGAUCCCAGAAGGCGAGACAAGUCCGACUUCUUGGGAAGAGAUUACGGUACCUGGUAACCAAGGAGAGGCUUCUAUUAAGGGGCUCAAGCCUAAGACUACCUACUACGUCAAGGUGCAGGCUAUCAGCGACCGAGGACCUGGAGUGGAAUCGGAUACUCAGAGGGCCAAGACGUUACCCAUCACUCCACCACCGCCCAAUGUCUCCAAAGUGGAUGUUCACCCUAAUAACACGGUGGCUAUCUUAUUUGACGCUGUUCCCGAUCCUGAGAAUCCGGAAACUAAAAUUAAGGUAUAUAUCUUACACAUUUAAAUACAGUGUACUGUAAUUCAGUAUAAAUUUAAAGCUUACUGUAUAAAAAUCAUCUUUUGGUAUUGUUUUAGAACUACAAGAUCCACUACACCUCUGAUGACCCGCUAACUGAAGGCACAGAGUGGAAGGAAAUGACAUGGACACAUCCAGAUGACUCUCCUACUGUAGCCAUCCCAAUUGACGGCGAAAACUUUGAACCGAACAAGAAGUACAACAUCAAGAUCACUCCAGAAGGCGAGAUCACUGGUACUUCUAGUGAUCCCAUGCCUUUCGAGACUGGAAGCGGAAGUAAGCCGACUUAAACAAAAUAUACAGACUUUAUAUAUUAAAAAGUAAUACUUUAUGAAUUACAAUUUCUUACUGUAAAUUUAGUUAUCGCUCCCGAAAAACCGACCUUCAAUGUGGAUGCCCCUGACAAUACCAUCAAAGUACCCGCAGGCACUGACUAUUCCGUUACCUGUAUCUCGGAUGGUCGACCUCCUCCCAAAUUCACAUGGGUGGAUUCUGAAGGCAAUGUAGUCAGCGAAGGUCCAGUCCUCUCAGUCAACGAUGUCAAGACCACCAAGAACUUCAAGUGCAGAGCUGAGAACACUGGAGGCAGCGAGGAAACCGACUUCCAAAUCUACGUAGCCGGCCCAGGAGAUGCUCCAGAGAUCACGAAUAUGCACGCUCACAAACCUCGCACGAUCGAGGUACGGUGGGAUCCACCCAAGAUACCGAACGGUGAAAUCACCCGCUACAUUAUCUACUACACUCCUCUGGACGACCAGGUUAGUUUGUAUAAUAAUGUAAUAGAAGAUCACUAGGAUAAUAACAUGAUAAAUAGUAAUCUGAUUGCGUUUGUGACGGUUUCCGAUUAUCAAUAGCAUAUUGUAACUGACAUUCUUUAGGAUCCUGGCAAACAAGUUGGACAAGUACCAAGUAAACCAGUAUCAGAAUGGCUGACCCAUCAUGUAACUGGAGAGAAGGUUAACGAGGGAGACAAGGAGGCCACCAUCAAGGAUUACAUCGACCCUGACACGUCGUAUGCCUUCGUCAUCCAAGCUGUCAACGACGAUGGCCCUGGACCUUACUCGGUACAACAGAACAUCCGCACCAUGUCUAGAGGUACGCCGGGGCAUAUGUUAAUCUUUAAUCCCCGCUUUUAUUUUAAAUUAUUUUAAUUAUAAUAGUCAUGUUCUUUAUUACAGCACAAGAAGGACCACCGACGGACCUUCGAGUAGAACCAAUCGACCAAAACUCGGCCGAAAUCGACUGGAAACGACCAGAGAAUGUGGAAGAAGACCCGAUCGGCUACGAGAUCUUCUACGUUCCCGCCAACAAGGAGAUCGAGAUCGACGAGUUCGAUUCCUUACCAAAGUGGACUAAGCUUUCGGUCGACGACGGUAACGCCGAGUCGUAUGUUCUCAACGACGGUCUUCAGCCUGACACUGAAUAUGUCUUCAAGAUUCGGGCCAUUUAUCCGAAAGGACCUGGAGUCUUCUCUGAGCCCUGCAUCUCACGGACGUUGCCUGAAGGCACGUAACGUUCUUUGUCGUAUAAUAAGCAUACGAUCUUAUAGUAACCUUGUGUUAUUUGAGAACAAGUUUUUUCGCUAUGAUCAUGUAAAUUUAAGAUCAUUUUACGAAAAGGAAGACUCGUUUCAAAUACUUUGUUUUAGGAAACGCUCCUGUCAUCACGGUGUCAUCUGGAGGUGAAGGAACAGAAGGAACCACGAAGAUCGCUCUUCUCCCUGGAUCCUCAUUACUGGUCUUCUGUAACGCUACUGGCAGUCCAUCGCCUUCUGUCAACUGGAUCCGGCAGGGUUCGAUUCCAAUUGACCCCAGUACCGUGAAGAACGAAGGCUACGCUACACGGUGGUCUCUGAACGUGAACAACAUUACAGAAGACACUACUUUCAAUUGUGUAGCCCAGAAUCCGUUAGGAAAGGCCAAUUGGACUAUUGACUUGGAUAUCGUUGAAGGUAAGAUAAGAACGCUCAAAUGUUUGCAUUUUUGUGAAAUUACACUCGCUUUUUACCCUUGAUAUACCUUCUGUUUCUUCAGAGUUGCCAGAAAACUGGAAGAACAGUCUGAUAAAGGCGAAGAAGGACGGUGACGAUGUGGUUCUCGAUGUGAACGACAAGGCCAAGGAGAGUCUCCAAGAUCCGAAAGAAUGGACUCUGAAGUUGACUGACGAUCCCUCGAAGCCAAAAGAUGAAUGGAGGACUAUCGAGAGUAACGGUCGGCCGUUGGAUGACAUUAGGGUAGAUGACACUUUGCCGGGGAAACCCUAUUAUGUCACUGUCACCGACCCCAACACUGGACUGGAGAGUCCCAUCUUGUCGUUCGUUACUCCGAAGCCGGCUGAGAUUGUCAACGUCGGAGCCAACAUUGACGACGAUAUUGUUGUUGACUUCAAACCGGCUGUGGGGCCAUCUGACGUUGAAGUAGGUGUUUUUAAGUAGUAAGACUGUUGAUUUGAAAAAUUUGUCCCUAUAUGAUUGUAGUUUGAGCACCAUAUGAUCAUGAUUAUUGAUAAAAAUUGAUUUAAAAGUUGUGAUAUUUGCAGAACUACGAGAUAAAGUCGUGGCCAUCAAAUGAUCCCUCUAAUGUACGAACACAACAAGUCGAUCCCACCAAGUUGAAUGGAAAUGUCAUUCCUGACCUAGCUCCUGACACAGACUACAACUUCCAAGUGGUAACAAACUUCAAAGAUGGAAGCAACUUGGAAGGCGAUCCGAUGUCCACCAAGACUCCACCUCAAGGUAGGUAACAAUGCUUUUGUCAAAGGUUUAAACAAACAUGUGAUCAACUCAAUAUUACGCUGUUGUUAAACGUCUGUUGCAGAUGUGAAAUGUGACUGUUCUCACGCUUGUCGACUAGAGAAAGACGAGGAAGGCAAGGCCAAAGUAAAGUGCUACUGUCCUCAAGGUUUCGAGUUAGAAGAAGAUGAAAAGACUUGCAAGAAGGUGGCUGACACGGAAACCAAACAGAUCGUGGUCGAGGUUACUCCUGCCUACGAUGACAAGACCAACAGAUUCGACGAUCUGUCACAACAACACAGCAUCGACGGAUCUCCUUUACCUACCAAUGAGUACGGUAAACCCAUCUACCUUGAAGACGAUAUCACCAGCCAACCGUUACCUACAGAUUCCCUCGGCCGUGUGAUUCGGCCGAUAGUUAGAGUAGAUGGAUCUCGUCUACCGGUCGACGGAGAUGGUAACACAUUGAAUCAGUUGAGCCAAGUUAUCGAAAAGAACGAUGAAGGUCAGCCUUUGGGACCAGACAAUGAGAUUUUAACCAAGAAUCUGAACGGAGACUGGCUGUACCCGGAGAUCGAUAACCACGGUCACGCUCUGCCAUUCGACAAGAACGGCAAACACGUGUAUCCCAUUAUCGGAUCCGACGGUAAUAUUCUGAGGACAAACGAUGACGGACAGAGAAUCGACAGGAACGGGGAACCUAUACCAACCAAUCCUUAUGGCCGUCCUAUUGGCCCAGACGGAUCACCGGUAAGUAAAUUUAAGCCCGUACCAAGCUUUUAUUUGCAGGUAUUUAGUUUAACUUAUUAAAUAAUUUAUUUUAAGCUCCCGACCGAUGCCGAGCAGAACUACCGUUGGAAUGACGAUGUCGAUGACAUCACUGACGAACCCUUCCCUACCGAUAUCAUAGGACAUAUCGUCUACCCAAUAGUCGACCAACAUGGAAAGCUAUUGCCAUUAAACGAAGAAGGACACCAUGUAGAUGACAAUGGCGUUGAGAUACCAACCAACGAGUACGGAUUCCCGGUUCAUCCACAAACUGCAGAUAUUCUACCCAAGAACAGUCAAGGUCAAUAUAUCCUCAGCGAUGGCAAAGAAGAAACACCCACACCAGAGGCUGACGAUCAGGAACGUGGACAAGAUGUGACUCCCACAGAGAGACACGCUCCAAUCUACGACACCAACGGAGAUGUUCUUCCCACCAACUACGAUGGAGAUUACCUCGACAGAACUGGCAACACUAUUCAGACUGACAGCCUCGGCCGACCUCUCAAUGCUCACGGCCAAGUGCUACCCACCAAUGCGGAUGGAAACUAUGUUCUCCAAGAUGUAGCACCUACCAACAGUGACGGUGGCAAGGUGAACGUGGUCGAUUUCCAAGGUCGUCCUUUACCGACAGACCAGUCUGGCCGACCGCUAGCCGAAAAUGGAAGUCCAAUUGAGGUGAAAGAAGGACAGUACGUUGAUGAAGAUGGCAACCCUCUACCAACAGAUUCUGCUGGAAACGCCGUUUUUGGGACUCCUGACACUUCAGAAGAAGCUGCCAAAGACCUGGAGUUCCCCAUCGUUGAUGCCAAUGGAUACCCGCUUCCUAAAGAUGAACACGGUCGCUUCAUCGACAGCCGAGGAGAGCCAUUUAGGAAAGACGACGACAACAAACCAUUGGGGCUAGAUGGACAAGUUCUGCCGAAUGACUCUUCUGGAAACUACAUCUACACUCCCGAGAAGAAGCCCACCAACUUUGCCGGUGACCCAGUUGUUGUGAAGGGGGCGGACCAUCAACCAGUCCCUUUAGAUCAACAAGAUCGACCAUUGGAUACUAACGGUGAUCCUCUGCUCAUCAGAGACGGACAGUACAUGAACAAAGACGGUAACCCUCUUCCACUUGAUCCUGAUGGUAACGCCAUGCUUCUACCGGUCGAUGAUUCUGGCAAAUUUAUCUACCCCGUAACCGAUGUUGAUGGAAACACUCUGCCAACUGACAGUUCAGGUCAUUAUGUAGAUCCAGAUGGCCAGACUAUCCCUACUGAUGAUUCUGGAAAGCCUGUAGAUAACACCGGGAAGAUUCUGCCAACAGAUUCUACUGGAAGCUUUAUCUACUCAAAGCCUAAGCCAAUUGAUAGUUCAGGAAAAGAAGUCACUCCAGUAGGACCUGAUGGUCUUCCUUUGUCCAAAGACAACGAAGGCAACUACGUGAAGGCUGAUGGGUCUCCAGUUCCAAUCAACGAGAACAACGAGUACACUGACUCUCAAGGAAGUCCGUUACCUAUUGACCCUUACGGUCGUGUCGUGAUCCGACCAGACGAUGAGUUACAGACUACUGAAUACGUUCCUACUGAGAAGCCAAUUGUGCCACCUACUGACGCAGCUGGAAAUCCGAUUGUUGUAGUUGACAAAGAUGGAUCUCCGUUGCCUACCAAUUCAGACGGCAUCCAUUUGAAUGAAGAAGGAAAUCCGAUUCCUACGAACGCUGAAAAUCAGUAUGUCAACGAAGAUGGUAGCCUUCUACCGGUCGAUCCAGAAGGCCGAGUUCAUUUAGUGAAUCCAGAAGACUUUACAGAGACUGCUGAAGCUACAGAUGCCUAUGGUAAGGUAGUGUACCCGAUUGUGGACGUAGAUGGAGAAUUGCUUCCGAAAGAUGAGUCAGGACGACAUGUUGACAAGAAAGGAGAACUCGUUCCUGUCAAUGACUUUGGUAAACCACUAGGACCAGAUGGCACGCCAUUGGCCCAAAAUGACAAGGGACAGUACGUCCUUCCAAGUGACGUACAUCCAGAUACAGAAGCUGAUCAGCCAAUACCCACAGACGACAGAGGAGAAGAAGACGUACACGGUCCAGAAAAAGAAUUAGAAGUUACUGAACUUCCAACAGCUGCCAUUGGCAACAAGCCAACCGAUGAAUCAGGAAAGCCUGUUAUUGUGGUCAAUUCAGAUGGCAUCCCACUUCCCACGGACGCAGAAGGCGGAUACGUCGAUCCACAAGGCCAGCCAGUACCCACUAACAGCGACAAUCAAUACGUUGGACCGGAUGGAUCUCCACUGCCAACUGAUCAGUACAACAAUGUCAUCAUGCCUUCUGGAGACGAAGUGGUCGGUAAGACAUUACCCACAGACUCUUAUGGCAAACAAGUGUAUCCAGUGGUCGAUUCUGAUGGUACCUUGCUUCCCACUGACGAGACUGGCAGACAUGUAGGACCAAACGGAGAACCCAUUCCUGUAGAUGACUUCGGCAGACCAACAAGACCAGAUGGAAGCCUGCUACCUCAAGACAGUGAUGGAAGAUACGUCAAUCAACCACCUGCCAACUUGCCGACUGACUCCAGUGGAAAGCCUUUGGUUGUGAUUGGACCUGAUGGAGCUCCGCUUCAGAAGGAUUCCGAAGGCAACUACGUUCAACCAGACGGUGCUCCAGUACCAACAAGUUCCGACCAUGAAUAUGUAGGACCUGAUGGUGAACCAUUACCUACAAAUUCAGAUGGACAAGUAGUAUUGUCAGCUGAAGAUGCUACUGGAAAGACACUUCCUACUGACAGUUACGGUAGACAAGUUUACCCAGUGGUCGACCCUCAGGGUAAUUUGUUACCAACUGAUGAAACCGGAAGACAUACUGGGCCAAACAAUGAGCCAAUUCAAGUCGACGAUUCUGGAAGACCCCUCAAGCCAGACGGAAGCUUGUUCCGUGAGAAUGAUGCUGGUCAGUACGUAUUUGAGCCAGCGUUAGGACCUACUUCAGCAUCAGGCAACCCCAUUGUCGUUGUAGGACCUGAUGGACAGCCAUUGCAGAAGAAUGACCAAGGCCAGUACAUCAAACCAGAUGGACAACCAAUCCCGACCAACGCUGCCAAUGAAUACGUGGCUCCAGAUGGAUCGCCAUUGCCUACAAAUGUUGAUGGUACGGUAAUUCUUCAGUCGGAUCAAGAACCUGCUCCUCAGACUCUUCCUACUGAUGAGACAGGCAGGGAAGUUUACCCUGUCGUUGAUGCUGACAAUCGACCGCUGCCUACUGACGAUUCCGGUCGAUAUUUGUCGCCAGACGGAGAAUUAAUUCCCAUUGACGAACUUGGCCGUCCAAUGUCUUCUGACGGCACUGUUCUUCCUCAAAAUGACAAGGGUCACUACAUCAUGUCCUCUGAUAAGGCAGGUACUUUGUUACCCAGUGAGCUGCCCGAUCAAGACCACACUGCAGACAGUUACCUUACUUCGACUGCGAUUGUCAGACCGACCGAUAGAGAUGGAAACCCUGCCGUGAUUGUCGGCCCUGAUGGCAAUCCUUUGCCCAAAAACGAUAACGGUGACUAUAUAAUGGAAGACGGUAGCCCAGUCCCCACAAACGCAGACCUACAGUACGUUGACCCACAAGGCUCCGUAUUGCCGGUCGAUCCUGAGGGACAGUUUGUGUGGAACGCCGGAGAAGAUGACACGCCAAAGACACUGCCUACAGACGACUCUGGACGAGAGAUUCAUCCAGUAGUGAAUCCUCAAGGAGUACCCUGGCCCACUGAUGUAACCGGCAGACAUGUCGACCAUCAAGGCGAGCUGAUUCCAGUCGAUGACUACGGAAGACCAAUUGGACCAGACGGAACGGUCUUGCCAACGAAUGAAGAAGGUCACUACGUCUUCAAGCCAGAUGUGAAGCCGACCGAUCCAACGGGACGGGAAAUUAUUGUAGUCGGACCUGACGGAACUCCGUUGACGACUGACGACAAAGGGAAAUUUAUUGACAAAGACAACCAGCCGAUACCUACAAACGCGGCCAACGAGUACGUUGGACCAGACGGCUCUCCUCUCCCUACUACUUCUGAAGGCAACGUUAUCUUCGGGGCAGACUCUCUUCCAGAAGUCAAAACUUUGCCCACUGACGACACCGGAAAACUCAUAUAUCCUAUUGUGAAUCCAGACGGUAGUCCUGUUAGUACGGAUUCUACUCAAAGGUACGUGGACGAUAGUGGAGAGCUGAUACCAGUUGAUGAGUCAGGAAGACCUCUCGACAAAGACGGACAACUUCUUCCUACUGAUGCUACUGGCAACUACAUCUUCCGUUCUGAUGAUACUCCGCAGACUCCACACAGUAGCACGCAAGAAGUCGGACCGGAUGGACAGCCUGUAGUCACUGAACUUCCUACCGAUUCUACUGGAGGAAGGCCAACAGAUGAAUCAGGAAAACCUGUUAUUGUGGUCAAUUCAGAUGGCAUCCCACUUCCCACGGAUGCAGAAGGCGGAUACGUCGAUCCACAAGGCCAGCCAGUACCCACUAACAGCGACAAUCAAUACGUUGGACCGGAUGGAUCUCCACUGCCAACUGAUCAGUACAACAAUGUCAUCAUGCCUUCUGGAGACGAAGUGGUCGGUAAGACAUUACCCACAGACUCUUAUGGCAAACAAGUGUAUCCAGUGGUCGAUUCUGAUGGUACCUUGCUUCCCACUGACGAGACUGGCAGACAUGUAGGACCAAACGGAGAACCCAUUCCUGUAGAUGACUUCGGCAGACCAACAAGACCAGAUGGAAGCCUGCUACCUCAAGACAGUGAUGGAAGAUACGUCAAUCAACCACCUGCCAACUUGCCGACUGACUCCAGUGGAAAGCCUUUGGUUGUGAUUGGACCUGAUGGAGCUCCGCUUCAGAAGGAUUCCGAAGGCAACUACGUUCAACCAGACGGUGCUUUAGUACCAACAAGUUCCGACCAUGAAUAUGUAGGACCUGAUGGUGAACCAUUACCUACAAAUUCAGAUGGACAAGUAGUACUGUCAGCUGAAGAUGCUACUGGAAAGACACUUCCUACUGACAGUUACGGUAGACAAGUUUACCCAGUAGUCGAUCCCCAGGGUAACUUGUUACCGACUGACGAAACUGGAAGACAUAUUGGUCCAAACAACGAGCCAAUUCAAGUUGACGAUUCAGGCAAACCUACGAAUGCGGAUGGAACUCUUUUACCUCGAGAUUCUGAAGGCAGAUACGUGUUUACUCCGAUUGUCGGCCCUACUGACAGUACUGGAAGGCCGAUUAUUGCUGUUGGACCAGACGGUACUCCACUUUCAAAGAAUACAGAAGGCAAGUAUGUUGAUCCAGAUGGUGUCCCUGUCCCCACCAACUCAGCGAACGAGUUUGUUGGACCAGAUGGAUCACCAUUACCUACAAAUGCAGAAGGACAAGUUGUAAUUGGCGCUGAUUCUGAAGUGGAGCCCAAAACUUUGCCAACCGAUGAUACUGGGAAAGAUGUCCAUCCAGUUAUCGAUGUGAACGGAGACCUUCUACCCACCGAUUCAUCUGGAAGGCACGUCAAACCAGAUGGCCAGCUUCUGGAGACUGAUGAUUAUGGACGGCCUUUGAAGGAGGACGGCACACUUCUGCCAACAGAUAGUGCAGGAAAUUAUAUCUACACCGCUGAGACUCCCAAGGUUGUUGAUGACCAAGGAAAGCCAGUGGUAGUAGUUGGGGCUGACGGUCUGCCUUUGGAAACCAACUCCGAUGGCCAAUUCGUUGGCCCAGAUGGAACGCCAGUCAAGGUAGAGAACAAUCAUUAUGUGAACGCAGAUGGAGAAAUUCUGCCUACAAAUGAGAACGGCCAAGUUGUACUUAGCCCAGAAAAAGAACUUGAACCCAAGGUCCUGCCAACUGACAAAGCUGGAACCGUUGUGUAUCCUAUUGUGGACAAAAACAGCCAUCCUCUGCCCAAGAACGCGGAAGGACGGUUCAUAAACAAAGAAGGCGAACUCAUUCCUCUGGACGAAUUCUCGCGACCGUUGGGGCCAGAUGGUACUCCUUUGCCCAAAAAUGAAAACGGAAAGUAUGUUCAUCCUGACUCCUUCCCUGCUCGUCCUACUGAUGCUACAGGAAACGUGAUUCCAGUAGUCGGAAAAGAUGGCCAGCCACUUCCAAUAGAUUCGGAAGGUCAGUGUGUAACUCGUUUUACACUACAGUAUUAUACGAUUCGUUUUACAUUAAUCAAAAAAUUAUUUUUAGGAAACUAUGUUGGGCCUGACAACGAGCCUAUCAAAGUCAACGAUGAAUUAAAAUACGUAGACGACAGCGGUAACUUGCUUCCUAUUAACGAGAACGGUGAAGCCAUAUACGAUUCGAGUGCCAAAACUCUCCCAACUGAUGACUCUGGCAGAAAGAUCUACCCUAUCGUAUCAGCAGAUGGGUUACCCUUGCCUACAGACUAUACUGGUCAUUAUACAGAUGACAGAGGUGACAUCAUUCCGUUAGACGACUACGGAAGACCUUUGUCUCCUGAUGGCAGCUUGCUGCCGCAGAACGAGCAAGGACAGUACGUGCACGGCGAAGAUACUGUAGUGUCAACUAAGCCAACAGAUCCCUCUGGCAACCCUGUUACGGUCGUCGAUGGAAACGGUAGCCCCUUGCCUACGGAUUCGGCUGGAAACUACAUCUAUUCAGACGGAAGUCCAAUUCCCACAAACUCGGCCAACCAGUACGUGGGCCCCGAUGGUUCUCCACUGCCAUUCAAUCCAGAAGGCCAGGUCGUUGUCGGAGCUGUGACUGAGCCAGAAGGUCGAACAUUGCCUACAGAUGACACUGGGAAGGUAGUAUAUCCGAUUGUGAGACCAGACGGCUCAUUGUUGCCAACAGAUUCGACCGGUCGAUACAUUGACAGAUACGGAGAACAGAUUCCAGUCAACGACUUUGGCAAACCGAUCAACAAAAACACCGGAGAAGUCCUGCCAACCGACAACUACGACCAGUACAUCUUCCACGACGGAAAGCCCUCUCACUCUUCAGGGCUGCCAAUCUCAGUGGUCGACAAAGCCGGAAACCUGCUUCCGACCGAUGAAACUGGCAACUUUGUUUUGGAUGACGGAUCCCCGAUCCCCACCAACGACCAGUUACAGUACCUGGGACCAGACGGAUCGCCAUUGCCGUUUAACGAAGAGAACAAGGCCGUUCAUCCAGGAGCCGAGGAAAAAGAGACCGUUCUUCCUACUGACGAAGACGGCAAGUUCUUGUACCCCAUUGUCAGACCUGACGGUACACCCCUGGAAACCGAUUCCUCAGGGCGGUAUCUCGACAACCGAGGUGAACCCAUCCCCAUCGACGAUUUCGGAAGACCUCUUGGUAAAGACAAACAGUUGUUGCCUAGACUUAACGACAAGACUUUUGUGUACUCCGGAGGAGUUAUUCUACCUACUGACAGUACUGGCACGCUGAUUAAGGUGGUUGAUCCUGACGGACAGCCAUUACCUACCAGUAUAGAUGGAUUGUACGUUGGAAAGGACGGAAACGUAAUACCAACUGACGAUGAUAACAACUAUAUAGGGUCGGACGGUGUUCUUCUACCUGUAGAUGAAGGUAAAAUUGUGUACAAAGACGAGACGAGUGCAGUUAGCGACAAGUCAGGAAGAGUACCAUUGCCUGUAGUCGAUGAAAAUGGCACUCUUAGACCCACUAAUCCUACGGGGCUCUACGUUGACUUCAACAACGUUCCACUUGAGGUGGAUGAGUACGGUAUCCCACAUUAUGCUGACGGAACUCCUCUAAAACAAGAUGAUAACGGAAACUAUGUGUACCAAGACCAAAGGUACGUAUAUUCCUUUUCCAGCGAUUAAAACGUGUUACGAUUAGUUAACAAGGUAUAAUACAAAGCAUUUCAGAGCCAAGGAAUCCAAGCACUGCUAUGUAGAUCGUUACAUCGAGAUGAUUCUAGUAGUAGACACUUCUGAAAACACCAAGAUUCUGGAGUACAGAUUGAUGAAAGAAACCAUCAAAUCUUUCCUCAAAGAGAACUUUGACCUCGGGGAGAACAAGGUCAGGCUUGGACUAAUCAAGUACGGUAGCCAAGUAGACGUGCCAGUCGCUCUUGGAGAUUACAGUAACGCUGGGGAACUUUUGAGCAGAAUCGGCGAUGCUCGUCGACUGAAAGGCUCUGCACAACUUGGAGAAGCACUGAGAGAUACUGUCAGUGAGUUCAAGAUCAGUGGAGCCAAGGAUUCGGCCAAAGUAGUGAUCGUGUUCAAAGGCGGCAAAUCUGCGUAUGUUUGUUAUUUAAUUUAUAAUCGCUUUUUAAAUUAGUGAAAUUUGAAUUUGAAGUUCCCUUUUUUGAACUUUGAAUUGUAGUGACGAUGUCGAACUUCCAUCCACCGAACUUCGCAAUAAUGGAGCACAUGUCUUCGUGGUAACAGCCGGCGAAGUUGACAGUGAUAAUGUGCUGAUUACUGGAGAUGAGGAAAAUGUAUUCCGAUUCAAGGACUGGAAGUCACUGGAGCCUUCCCACCUCGGACCAAUCGCUGACAAAAUCUGUGCUCUGACCCCGGAAAGCCAAAGUGCCCCAACUGCUUGGCCCAUACGUCCAACACGACCAGCUACGACUGGACAGACACGAGAAUGUUCUACGGUCGAAUACGAAGUAGACCUUGUCGUGCUUCUGGAUUCUUCCAAGUUUACUCAAGAAGAAUUCACAACAACUCUGGAAAGUGUGGGCACUUUGGUCGAUGAAUCGUUCGACCUGGCUCCAGAUGUGGUACGAGUUGGAUUCAUUGUUUACAGCGACAAAGUCAGCGUUCCUGUGGCUUUAGGACACUACGAAGACAAGAUCGAACUUCUGGAGAAGAUUCAAGAAAGCGAGUUGGUGGAAGGUACAGCUAUCGCCCUAAAGGGUCUAGAUGCUGCCAGACAACAGUUCAGACUACAUGGAAGAGGCGGGGUAGCCAAGGUUGUCCUCAUGAUCACAAACGGCAACUACAGGUAAAAUAUUGUUAAAAUGACAUUUACAAUGUUUUAAUUCACCUUAUAUUUAACAAGAUUUAAUUAUAAAACUUCUUUCAGAGGUAAUGGCCAACAGUUUGCCCAAGAACUCCGCGAUACCCAUGACAUCCAGCUGUUCGUCCUGGGAAUUAACCCAUCUCAAGCACGGCUACCUUCUCUUCAACGACUGGUCGGAGUAGAGUAUGCCAAGGAACGUCUUCUGACAAUCAACAACAUUGAUGACAUCUCUUCCAAGAUCGACUUUAUUCGUAGCUCAUUGUGUGGAAGAAUCAGUCAGACUACGGUAGGCGGCGAUGACUACGAUACCACAAUGUCUCAUCGUACAACAAAGCGAGAUGUCACCAAGAUACCAUUGAGUGAACAGAAAGAGCCAUGCGAUGAGAAGGGCAAAAUGACAGUUAACAUUGUCAUAGACAGUAACGGAGGUGCUCAAGAUCAACAAGUAAGUGUAGUCUUUUUUAUUAUAUAGAAGUUUUAUCUUCAUACCAUAUUAUAGUAUGAUAUUUUUACUGUGACAUUUCCUUUUCAGGAAAUCGACAACGUCAAGUUUGUAGUCCAGACUUUCUUGGAUGAAAAGUACGCCGACGACGAGCCAGCCAAAAAGCCUCUGGUCAACUUGAUCAACAUCAACAGCCAAGAUAAAACGAUAUUACACAGCCGGAGUGGUGUCCCCGUGGAUAACUUGUACAACGAAAUGAGUGAUAUCUUCGAUGAAGCCGUGAAGGAGAACGAAGCCAUCCGGGAGAAACUACCCAACUGCCAACAUUAA
Bursaphelenchus okinawaensis is the source of this 18591-nucleotide messenger RNA. NCBI's taxonomy places the organism in Eukaryota, Metazoa, Nematoda, Chromadorea, Rhabditida, Aphelenchoididae. The record is from the annotation of a GenBank genome assembly.